Molecule: messenger RNA, 1038 nt
Organism: Didymodactylos carnosus
Lineage: Eukaryota; Metazoa; Rotifera; Eurotatoria; Philodinida; Philodinidae
Source: the annotation of a GenBank genome assembly
AUGAAUGUUAAUUGUUCAGAAAAUUCCUAUGACGAUUUAGUAACAAUGCCACCAUUAUCAUCACCACACGUUCCAUUCAAAGAAUCCAAAUAUCCUGUUGGUGACAAUCAUGGUCAUAAAACAGUACAAAAACAGCCAUUUGACACAUCAUUAGACCGUUUAUGUCGACAAUAUGAAAAUGAAUAUGUUGCUGAUCCUUCUAAUUGUCAACGAUAUAUCUAUUGUGCCGAUGGUCAACCACGAGAGUUCAAACUAUGUCCGCCUGGUUUAUAUUGGUCUCAAAGACUUAAACUAUGUGGAUGGCCUUCUCAAUCAGAUUGUAUGUCGAAUCUUGUCUUGGAAGCAAAUCCUGCUAUGCCAAAUGGUAAUGCACCAAUACAAUGUCCUAUGAGUGAUAAACCAAUCACUUAUCCUGAUCCAUACGAUUGUUCAAUAUUUCAUUAUUGUCUUAAUGGUGUUGAUCAAAUUCGACCUUGUCCGGCAACAUUAUACUAUGAUAAAGAGCGUGGCAGUUGCAAUUAUCCAUAUAAUGUUACUUGUCGAAACAAAUGUCAAGCUCAAAAUGAAGGAACAAAAUUUGUUGAUCUAAAAAGUUGUUGUCAUUAUCAAGAGUGUAUUAAUGGUCGUUUAAUUACGUAUGCUUGUCGAUCACCGUUGCAAUUCGAUAUCACAACAAAACGUUGUGAAUAUUAUAAAAAAGUUGAAUGUGCUGGAAGAAAACCAUGUACAAAUCUUUGUCAAUAUUUCGAGGAUCAAUCAAUGUGUGAUUUGUAUCCAUCAUGUUCAAAUCACGGGGAUGGUUGGUAUCUUGAUCGAACAAAACCUGGAUGUCAAGUUGCCAUUCAAUGUGUUGAUCAACGUUUAUUAAACACAACAAAAUGUCCGGUUAACAAACGUUUUAAUCAAAAUACUGGAAGAUGUGUGCCAGCAGUACAAGUCAUAUGUUCAGGAUCAUUUAUUACAUGUUCUCUUCUAAUUAUUUUCAAGUCAAUAGCUAUUAUUUAUUUGAGUAAUAGUAUUUUUAUUAAUAAUUAUUAG